Messenger RNA from Gadus morhua (Atlantic cod), 2248 nucleotides. It is a transcript of the gene xpnpep1, whose product is annotated as X-prolyl aminopeptidase (aminopeptidase P) 1, soluble. The record is from RefSeq and is a predicted model, not a curated record. The coding region runs from base 116 to 2005 and encodes 629 amino acids. The transcript is spliced from 20 exons. NCBI's taxonomy places the organism in Eukaryota, Metazoa, Chordata, Actinopteri, Gadiformes, Gadidae. Gene Ontology annotation, molecular function: metalloaminopeptidase activity.
UAACCCGGGAUUUUAUUCUCCUUGCUUAAUCAGCAUGAGAUAAAAGAUUAUAUAGACACAGGUGUUGAGGUUACAUUUGAGUUUCUCGAGUCAAUUUAAGGCAUUUGAAGGUAAAAUGAGUUCCCUGGAAUCAGACAAGGCCAUGUCUCCUAAACUAACGGUGGAGUUGCUCAGGCAGCUUCGCCUCGCGAUGAAGAACUGUAAAUACUUUUCCGAGCCCAUACAGGCUUACAUCAUCCCCUCUGGAGACGCACAUCAGAGUGAAUAUAUCGCACCAUGCGACUGUAGACGUGAAUUCAUCUGUGGAUUCAACGGCUCGGCAGGUACGGCCAUAGUGACGGAGCAGCAUGCUGCCAUGUGGACCGACGGUCGCUACUUCCUGCAGGCCAGCCAGCAAAUGGACAACAACUGGACCCUCAUGAAGAUGGGGCUGAAGGAGACCCCCUCUCAGGAGGACUGGCUGAUCAGCGUUCUGCCAGAGAACUCCAAGGUGGGCGUGGACCCCUGGAUCAUCGCUGCAGACCAGUGGAAGAACAUGUCCAAGGCCCUGGCCGGUGCCGGCCACUCCCUGGUGGCCGUGCAGGACAACCUGAUAGACGCUGUGUGGUUGGACCGGCCCCAAAGACCCAGCACCCAGCUCAUGACCCUGGGCUUAGAGCGCACCGGUAUGUCCUGGCAGGACAAAAUCACAGCACUGCGCGCCAAGAUGCGGGAGAGGAAGAUCAACUGGUUUGUUGCCACGGCGCUGGACGAGAUUGCAUGGCUGUUCAACCUGCGUGGGUCAGACAUCGAAUACAACCCGGUGUUCUUUGCCUACUCCGUCGUGGGCAUGAAAACAAUCAGGCUGUUUGUGGACCUGAAGCGUCUGGAGGACCCGGCUGUCAGGCAGCACCUGCAGCUGGACGCCCCCAGCAGGCCCGAGCUCAGCAUCCAGGCGUCCCCCUACGAGGCGGUCCACACGGAGCUCCAGGCCGUGUGCGCCGCGCUGGGCCCCAAGGACAAAGUGUGGAUCUGUGACAAGGCGGGCUGCGCCCUCACACAGGUCAUCCCCAAGACCCACAGAUCCCAGAUCUCUUACACCCCACUCUGCCUGGCCAAGGCCGUCAAGAACGCCACCGAGAUCCAGGGAAUGAAAACGGCCCACAUCAAGGAUGCUGUCGCCCUUUGUGAGCUCUUUGCCUGGCUGGAAAAAGAGAUUCCAAAGGGCACCGUGACGGAAAUCUCCUCCGCAGAUAAGGCUGAAGACUUUCGCAGCCAACAAAAAGAUUUUGUCGGCCUAAGUUUUCCCUCAAUAUCCAGUGUGGGUCCCAAUGGAGCCAUCAUACAUUACAGACCCCUGCCGGAAACCAACAGAACUCUCUCGCUAAACGAGGUCUACCUGCUCGACUCCGGGGCGCAGUACAAGGAUGGAACCACAGACGUCACGCGUACCGUGCACUUUGGAACCCCUUCUGCCUACGAAAAGGAGUGCUUCACCUACGUACUGAAGGGACACAUCGCUGUCAGCGCCGCGAUCUUCCCCAACGGAACCAAAGGCCACCUGCUGGACUCGUUUGCCCGUGCGGCGCUGUGGGAGGCGGGGCUGGACUACCUGCACGGGACGGGGCACGGCGUGGGCUGCUUCCUCAACGUCCACGAGGGGCCCUGCGGCAUCAGCUACAAGACCUUCGCCGACGAGCCCCUGGAGGCCGGCAUGAUCGUCAGCGACGAACCUGGCUACUAUGAAGAUGGAUCUUUCGGCAUCAGAAUUGAAAAUGUGGUGCUGGUCGUGCCAUCCAAACCCAAGUACAACUACAUGAACAGGGGCAGCCUGACCUUUGAACCUCUCACCCUGGUGCCCAUGCAAGUGAAGAUGAUGAACACAGACAUGCUGACUCAGAAAGAGCGGGACUGGGUGAACGACUACCACAGGCAGUGUAUGGAGACGGUGGGGGCGGAGCUCCGAAGACAGGGCAGGAAGGAGGCCCUGGAUUGGCUGAUCCGAGAGACCCAGCCCAUCGCCUGAGACCCCUCCCCUCACUCCCUUGCACUCGCAGAAUCCCUCGCCCCCCCCCCCCCCCCCCCCCCCCCGCCCCAACCAGCACCGAUCCUUUUGAUAAUGACGCAGGGUUCUGUGUUUCCAAUAGCUCUGCAGUGAUUGUCGUGGUACUCUGUGCCGUCUUCAUCUGUCACGCUCUGCUUCUUUUGUAAUUCGCAGCAUGGUGUACGCUGUUUUAACGUAAACACAUUAAAAUGGUAAUGAAAUCAA